This is a messenger RNA of Trametes versicolor FP-101664 SS1, 285 nucleotides long. RefSeq lists its product as uncharacterized. Lineage: Eukaryota; Fungi; Basidiomycota; Agaricomycetes; Polyporales; Polyporaceae. The record is from RefSeq and is a predicted model, not a curated record. Bases 1 to 285 code for a protein of 94 amino acids. The transcript has 3 exons.
AUGCCCGGCCGCCGCCAUGUUUUUGUAUGGUUCAAUCGAAGGAUAACGAGCCAUUACGGCAUAUACUCAGGGCCCUGGAGGACAGGGUCGCUGUGGAUCGAGGAACGCGAGGGCCGCAUCAAGGUGCUUGACAUCGAGGGUGUCUGCGACGACGGGAUCGACACGCUCGAGCCGCAGCUGCAGCCGAUCUGCGACUGGAUCGACAAGGCGCGCGAGGAGGGCGGGAAGGUGCUCGUGCACGUGUGGGCGUGUCGCGCAGCGCGACGGUGGUCAUCGCAUACGUGA